Molecule: messenger RNA, 1909 nt
Organism: Thunnus maccoyii (southern bluefin tuna)
Lineage: Eukaryota; Metazoa; Chordata; Actinopteri; Scombriformes; Scombridae
Exons: 12
Coding region: 515-1576 (353 amino acids)
Biological process (GO): adenylate cyclase-activating G protein-coupled receptor signaling pathway
Cellular component (GO): plasma membrane
Molecular function (GO): G protein-coupled receptor activity
Source: RefSeq, a predicted model, not a curated record
CACUCCACAGUGCUGAGUGAGAGUGUGUAUGUGCAGUAUAUAGCUGUUAUCAAGGUGACAGUCAAUACAUUGCUAAGAAAUUCUCACAACAGCAGAUAGGAAAUAUGUAGUAUUGCAAUGGGGCAAAUAAGGGCAUCUAUAUCUGUUAAUUUGGUUGGAAAUUAGGAAUCCCAAUAAUACAGAGGACAUUCCGUGUCAAAUUUCCUGUCCACCAUAAGAGUGUUUAAUGAAGGUAAAACGAGGUAUUUUCCCAUUUCCUCCCGGGGAUUCCCAUUUCAAAGUGUUGUAUUGAUUAUACCAACCCACCUACAGCAACACACCCUCACAUACAGACGUACGCGGGUGGAGUGAAAACAACAACACGUGACGUGUCACGUCACAAGGUGCGGUCUUUUGUGGAGGUGUGUUUUGAUAAGAACACACAAUUUCAUAAAAGGCUGGUAUGGAAACGGUAUUUAGCUGUGUCCAAACUAAGAAGAGUUUUGGAUAGACUGAUUAUUGUUGGGUAUUUACCAUGAAGCUCAAUGAUACUCUAAGUGGAGGACAGAUUGAUGUUCUCUCUACGGUCUACUUAGUGUUUCUCACUCCCAGUGUGAUUGGGAGCUUUUCUGUCGUGGUCGUUUCCAUAAUUAAAUGGAGGCAUCUGAGAGAACAGGUGCAAAUCUUAGUGCAGCUUGCCAUGGCAGACCUUCUGGCCGCUCUGAUCCUGAUGUCCACCAGUGCCAUGAACAAAGUUAGCAAUGUCAAUAGUGUAGUCAUCUGCCAAUACAGCCUUCCACUCUCGCUGACAUUUUAUUUUAUUUCAUCUCUGCUGGUGGUGGUUUAUGCAUGGAAGUCCAAGAAUGCAAUCCAAGGAUGGAGAGCAAGACCUGCAGGGGAUGAGGGAGGACAGAGUCAGUGUCGAAGGGAAAUUGUAGCUAUACCGGUGUACACCAUUGUGUGGUUGAUCCCCAUUGCAGUAUACUUAGCAUAUGUGCUCACUCACUUUAUAACGACUGCUGAGUUGACGACAAACGCUGACAGAUUACUAAGUAAGGCUAUCAGUAAUGAAAGCAAAUACUGCACCAGUUGUAUUUUGUUCUUGCAUGUCUGGUGGGAUUCCUGCUCUGAUGCUGAGAAAAUCCAUGACAUUUUCAUCAAAGUUUGUGUUUUCUUUGUCGUGAUAGCUGUGAUGCUGUCUUGCUCUUUAGUUUACUACAAGGUUCGUAAAUGGUAUGAACUACAUGAGCAGGAGGGUCUUUUUCCUGUGGAGAGAGAUGGACGUUCAAGAAGAAGAGUCAAAAGAGUGUUUUCCACAACAAGAAAUAUGAUGAUAGUCAUCUUAUUCUGUUGGACACCAGUUCUUGUCCUCAUUCUGCUGUCUGCCCUGAUGAAGUGGACAAAUGUAGACCAGAGCAGCCUAUUUGGUCUUUAUGUGAUACAAGCUGUCAACAUGUCCCUGCAAGGCUUCCUGAACAGUAUGGUUUACGCUUGGAGACGGCCAAACUUUACUGAGGCCGUUCUUGGGGAGACCACACCUCUGCUUGCAUAUGAUCGCCUGGCCUUCUUUGAGGAAUCACUGAGGGUCCCUUCUUGAUUGGUGACCCUAUAUACAUAGAGAGACUGGCCCGAAAAAGACUGCCUGUACACUUAAUGACUUCAUUUGCAGACUUAAGUUGAAAAGAAAGUGAGCAAAAAGAUGAAGGACACACAAAGACUCUUCACACAAGCAACAAUUGAUGCAGUGUUUUUCAUUGCAGUUGGUGAUUUUGUCAUGUAUUAAACAAGUUCAUAGUUGCGUAUAGUAGCAUUUUUUUGUCCAAAUUUGGGCAAAAAGGAAUCCCGGAUAAAUCGCAGAAUUGUGUUGUAUUUAUACAUGUGCUAUGAAUAUAUUGUUCAAUAAAGAUUUAAAAGAUGUCAUGAGAAUUAU